This is a messenger RNA of Aspergillus fischeri NRRL 181, 582 nucleotides long. Its product is annotated as 4a-hydroxytetrahydrobiopterin dehydratase. The transcript has 2 exons. Gene Ontology annotation, biological process: tetrahydrobiopterin biosynthetic process. The coding region runs from base 1 to 582 and encodes 193 amino acids. The record is from RefSeq and is a predicted model, not a curated record. Gene Ontology annotation, molecular function: 4-alpha-hydroxytetrahydrobiopterin dehydratase activity. NCBI's taxonomy places the organism in Eukaryota, Fungi, Ascomycota, Eurotiomycetes, Eurotiales, Aspergillaceae.
AUGGCGGGUGCGGGUGUGGGUUACUCGACUUCUGCUGGUGCUUCUGGGGACCAGGAGCAGGAGCAGGAGCAGGAGCAGGCGCAGGCGCAGGUGCAGAUCUCGCAGGGUGAGGAUGCAGAACAGGUUCGGGGGGGAUUGGACCGGUUGCUUGAGAAGGGGUGGGUGUUGGAUGGGGAGGGGAUGGGGAUCCAGAAGACGUAUUAUUUUCGGUCUUAUUUUAAGGCUGUGGUGGGUUUUCUCUUGAUUGUUGUUCUUCGCGAGAUAUCUAGGGAGGCUGAUUGUUUGGUUGGUGCAGAGCUUUGUGAAUGUGGUUGCGUCGCAGAGCGCGAUAAAGAAGCAUCAUCCUACCAUGACUGUUGUUGCGAUAUGCUGAUGGUCCGUGGUGAUAAGAGGAUUGGAAGCGUGGAUGUGCAUUGGACGACGCAUAAUCCACGAGGACUGUCGUCGAAAGACAUUGCUAUGGCGCAGCAUUGUGAGGAGGGAGCGCAGUUGAUGGGGGCUGUUGCCGAGGCGCAGGGGAAGAAGUGCUCGCUGCCCUCGGUGACUCUGCUGGGAACUCCCUCGCGUGAGCGUGAAGCCUAG